AUACCACUAAGAACUUUCUUCAUCGUUAGAUCCACUAUUCAACAUGGCUUACAAGAAAGUGGGACCACCACCAAAGAACUUGCCACCAUUACCAAGAUUGAAAAUUAGAAAGCCAAUCUUGGCUAAGGGUACUAAUCAAUGUUUUGUAUUGAUGUCAUCAUUAUUGAACUGUUGGGCUUCAAAUGGUGAAGGAGCUGCACAAUGUGUUAGUUUUGAACAUGAUUUAAAGACAUGUAUGGAAGUUUAUAAGCCAGAAAAGGAUAAACUUAGUACUAUCAAUUACCAUGCCCAAAGAUUAUAUCCUAAAUUGAGAGGUAAGGUUAAUGAUUGAAAAAAUUUUAUACAUGACACAGCAUUUAAUUUCAUAGUAAUGAAGAACAAGACACUUCUGGUUAAGAUAAUAAUAUACCAUCAAAGACAUUUUUGUAAAUAAUACACGAAAUCCAAAUCCAAAAUCAAAUCCAAAAACCAAAUUCAAAAUCAACCAGAACCAAAUCAUAAUACAAAUGAUUGGUCCUUUUAUGUACAUAUAUAACGGUUAGUUUUUCUGCUAUUCAAUUCGGGGUUAUAACUUAUUUAGAACAUUUAAUACAAGUAAUACUUAAAAAAAUGA
Scheffersomyces amazonensis is the source of this 613-nucleotide messenger RNA. RefSeq names its product mitochondrial 37S ribosomal protein mS37. The transcript has a single exon. The coding region runs from base 44 to 331 and encodes 95 amino acids. Gene Ontology annotation, molecular function: structural constituent of ribosome. The record is from RefSeq and is a predicted model, not a curated record. Lineage: Eukaryota; Fungi; Ascomycota; Pichiomycetes; Serinales; Debaryomycetaceae. Gene Ontology annotation, cellular component: mitochondrial small ribosomal subunit. Gene Ontology annotation, biological process: mitochondrial translation.